AUGGAAAGACCACGAUUACUAAUGAAUGUUAAACCUUUACCUAAUAUACUCCAUGAGCCAGAACCUGUAGAAGUUAUAUCUACUGGAAAAAUGCGAAUUCCAGGCAUUAUUGAGAAAGAGUUCACUGCAGGAACCUUAAAAGAUUUGGGUCCUAUAGGGUGUGGAAGUUUUGGAACAGUUUCGAAAAUGCUGUAUCUUGAUGCAGAAAUAGAAAUGGCGGUGAAGAGAAUCAGAUGUCAAAAUAUACCUCCUAAAGAUCAACAACGUCUAUUAUUGGAACAAAGUAUAAUAAUGAACAGUUCUUCUCCUAAUAUUGUUCAAUUCUAUGGAGUUAUCUUUCAUGAGGGUGAUUGUUGGAUUUGUAUGGAACUCAUGACUAUAUCAUUAGAUAGAUUAUAUCGUUAUGUAUAUGAUGAAAAACACGAGUAUUUAAGUGUAAAUAUAAUUGGACAUAUAGCAAUCUCGAUGAUUGAUGCUUUACAAUAUUUAAAAACUCAUUUAAAAAUAAUGCAUAGAGAUGUAAAACCAUCCAAUGUCUUGAUUAGUGACAAUGGCGAAGUAAAACUAUGUGAUUUUGGCAUUUGCGGUGAAUUGAAAGAUUCUAUUGUGCGAACACAUGAUAUUGGCUGUCAACCCUAUUUAUCGCCGGAACGAUUAACAAAACAAGAAGCGGGUUAUGGUGUAGGAAGCGAUGUAUGGUCCUUGGGAAUCACUAUUCUAGAAAUAACAAUUGGCAAAUUCCCAUACCCUGAAUGGACAUCACCUUUUGAACAACUCGAUUUCGUAGUACAUGGAGAUCCACCUGUUUUACCUUUCUCAGAGAAUAGAAACUAUUCAGUAUCUCUAAGUAAUUUUAUUAAUGCUUGUUUAACCAAAGAACUGCAGGAGCGACCAACCUAUCAAGAGUUGAUGACUAAAGAAUUCUAUAUACAAAACACUGAUUGUGAUGGUGAAACCCGUGAUCAACUAGUAGCGUAUGCUCGAGAGGCUCUCGACUUCGCAAGCAAUAUGUGA
Molecule: messenger RNA, 1014 nt
Organism: Auanema sp. JU1783
Lineage: Eukaryota; Metazoa; Nematoda; Chromadorea; Rhabditida; Rhabditidae
Source: the annotation of a GenBank genome assembly